This is a messenger RNA of Sphenostylis stenocarpa, 1974 nucleotides long. Lineage: Eukaryota; Viridiplantae; Streptophyta; Magnoliopsida; Fabales; Fabaceae. The record is from the annotation of a GenBank genome assembly.
AUGGGGGAGAUAGUUGAGAUUGAAAGUCUGUUUAAUUAUGCUAUGAAGGGCCAGUGGAGAGAAGUGUUGGAGGUGUACAAGAACAAUCCUCGAGCUUUGGAAGCUAAAGUCACAAAAGCAGAGGACACUGUCUUACACAUAGCAGUGUAUGUAGGCCAAGCAAAUUUUUUGACGACCCUUCUUGAGAACAUUAACGAAUAUGUUUCUCUUGCUAUCCUGAACACACCAAACUCAAUGGGAAACACUCCUUUGCAUCUAGCAGCAGAGCUUGGGAAUGUGGAAAUUUGCAACACCAUAGCCAAAAGAGACCCCAAACUCAUUUUGUGUCAAAAUUUUGAAGGUGAGACCCCUCUUUAUUUGGCAGCAAUUCAUGGUUCCAAAGAUGCAUUUUUCUGUCUGCAUGGUCACCUACAAAACAAACAUGAUUGCUCGCCAUGUAUUAAGACCAACGGGGACACAAUUCUUCACUCUACCAUCUCCAAUGAAUGCUUUGGUUUGGCACUUCAGAUAAUUCGAUUGUACCCAAAUCUUGCUGAUGCUCUCAACCAGGAUGGCUCUUCUCCUCUUCAUAUUCUUGCUAUGAAGCCUAAUUGUUUCCAAAGCAGCACAAGGAUGGAGUUUUUGGAUCGUAUCAUCUAUAAUUGUUUGCUUGUUGAAGAGCUGAAGGAAGAGAUAGAGGAAGACCAAACAAUAGCCACAAAGGAUAGUAAAGCUGGAACUGACGCUGAUGAAGAGAGUCUCCCAAGAUCAUGCCGCACCAAUUUUGAGCGUGCACAUAAAGAAAAGAAACUACACCGAUUUCCUCCGAAUUGGGAAGUGUUCAUUCGAUUUCUAAUAAUUAUGAUGAAGGCCUUGCUAAUACUUUUUGGUGUGGGAGCAUCUUGGAUAGACAAAAUCCAACGAAAGAAGGAGAAACACAUGUGGGCAAAGAAAGUGAUGGAUGAAUUGAUUAUGCGAGCUUCUUUGUACAAGUAUGACUACAGUGGAAAUAGUUCCUUUGAUCUUCAGCAUGACCAUGAUAUUGAAAAAAGGGUUGAGAAAAAGAAAAGGGUGUCACCAAUUUUAAUUGCUGCAAAGACGGGAGUGAAUGAAAUGGUGGAGAAGAUUCUAGAUACCUUCCCGGUGGCUAUCCACGAUGUGGAUUCCGACAACAAGAAUGUUGUUCUUUUAGCUAUAGAGAACAGGCAACCUCGUGUCUACAAGCUGCUCACAAAGAGGAAUUUGGUGAAGGAAAGUGCAUUUCGUCACAUAGACAGUCAAGGUAACAGUGCAUUGCACCUUGCUGCCGCGUAUAGGAAUCAUAAGCCCUGGCUUGUCCCUGGUGCUGCCAUGCAAAUGCAGUGGGAAUAUAAGUGGUACAAGCUUGUUAAGAAUUCCGUGCCACCGAAUUUCUAUGCACGAUACAAUAACAAGGGACAAACAGCUAAACAGGUUUUCAUCAACAGUCACGAACUUCUUGUGAAAGAGGGAAGGAAAUGGCUGUCCAAGACCUCAGACUCGUGCACACUAGUUGCAGCACUUGUUGCAACAGUUGCAUUCACAACCUCAACAGCAAUACCAGGGGGUGCCAGUGAGGAAACUGGUGUGCCAGUAUUGAAUGGUCAACUUGCUUUCAAAGUAUUUGCUCUAGCAUCACUUGUGGCACUAUGCUCCUCAGUUACAGCCCUGGUUUUGUUUCUUUCAAUACUCACAUCUAGGUUCCAAGAAAAGGAUGUUGCUAUGCACUUGCCUAAAAAGCUUCUCCUGGGAAUGACUUCACUCUGGACAUCUAUAGCAUCAAUAUUGAUUUCCUUUUGCGCGGGACACUACUUUAUAAUUGAAGAUGGAAUGAAAUCUUCAGUCUAUCUCAUAUAUGGUGUGACAUGUUUGCCAGUAUCAUUUUUUGUGUUGGUUCAACUCCCUCUUUACUUGGAUCUCAUGUUGGCUAUAUUUCGGAAGGUUCCUCAACGCGUUUAUAAGGUCAUUUCCCAUUAG